Molecule: messenger RNA, 7905 nt
Organism: Lutra lutra (Eurasian river otter)
Lineage: Eukaryota; Metazoa; Chordata; Mammalia; Carnivora; Mustelidae
Gene: RERE
Product: arginine-glutamic acid dipeptide repeats
Biological process (GO): regulation of DNA-templated transcription
Cellular component (GO): nucleus
Molecular function (GO): sequence-specific DNA binding; chromatin binding; transcription corepressor activity
Source: RefSeq, a predicted model, not a curated record
CGGUGCAGCAGCCCCGCCGCGGCUCGGCCACCAUCGCCGAGGCGCCGCUGCUCCCACAGACGCUCGCGAGCCGCCCCCCGCGCUUCCAGCCUCCUCUUCCUCCCGCACGCCCGAGACACUCGCCCGCCUUGGGUCUCGCCCCCGCCUCCGCCUCCCCCGUGCUCUCCCCUCGCUCGCCUCCCAUAUUGUCUCUGCCUCAUUUUCUCUCCUAGUUGAGGAAAAAAAAAAAUCACCAUCAUCCUCAGAGAGCCCCUCGCCCUCAGAAAAACAAAACCAGACAUGAUCCUGGGCUCCCGCUUCUGAAGGACUGGCCGAGCGAGGAGCAGGGAGCUAGUGGAGACCGUCCCAGAGGUCAAGGGAGGGAAGCCCCCGCAGCCCCCGGCCCUGUCCCCGCGGCCGGCCACUUCUCGGCCCGAGCCCGGCGGUCCCCAGCCCCGCGGGCCUCCCGCCCCGUCCCCCUCUUUCCCGGGAGCCGGACGAACACACCUCCAUUGAUGGUGUAGCGCAUUCGGGGAAGCGUUUUUGAAACGUUGGGGUAGUUGGAGUGGUUGGAUUUUCCCUGGAAUUGAGUGAGAAAUUCAGAAGACUGAAGCCCAGGCUUACUGUCUACCUUUCACGGAGGCCUAGCCGUGAGAGGACAGAAGAAGGCACGUGGAGAAUCAUGACAGCUGAUAAAGACAAAGACAAAGAUAAAGAGAAGGACCGGGACCGAGAUCGGGACCGAGAGAGAGAUAAACGAGACAAAGCAAGAGAGGGUGAGAAUUCAAGACCACGCAGGAGCUGCACCUUGGAAGGAGGAGCCAAAAAUUAUGCUGAGAGUGACCACAGCGAAGAUGAGGAUAAUGACAAUAAUAGUGCCACCACGGAGGAGUCCACGAAGAAGAACAAAAAGAAACCACCGAAAAAAAAAUCUCGUUAUGAAAGGACAGACACUGGCGAGAUAACCUCUUACAUCACUGAGGAUGAUGUCGUCUAUAGACCAGGAGACUGUGUGUAUAUCGAGAGUCGGAGGCCAAACACGCCGUAUUUCAUCUGUAGCAUUCAAGACUUCAAACUGGUCCACAACUCCCAGGCCUGCUGCAGAUCUCCAACUCCUGCUUUGUGUGACCCCCCAGCAUGCUCUCUGCCGGUGGCGCCACAGCCGCCACAACAUCUUUCUGAAGCCGGGAGAGGGCCUGUGGGGAGUAAGAGGGACCAUCUACUCAUGAACGUCAAAUGGUACUACCGCCAGUCUGAAGUUCCAGAUUCUGUGUACCAGCAUUUGGUUCAGGAUCGGCAUAAUGAAAAUGACUCUGGAAGAGAACUUGUCAUUACAGACCCAGUUAUUAAGAACCGAGAGCUCUUCAUUUCUGAUUACGUUGACACAUACCAUGCUGCUGCCCUUAGAGGGAAGUGUAACAUCUCCCACUUUUCUGACAUAUUUGCUGCUAGAGAGUUUAAAGCUCGAGUGGAUUCAUUUUUCUACAUAUUAGGCUACAACCCUGAGACAAGGAGGCUGAACAGCACCCAGGGAGAAAUUCGUGUUGGUCCUAGCCAUCAGGCCAAACUUCCUGAGUUGCAGCCGUUCCCUUCUCCAGAUGGUGACACUGUGACCCAGCAGGAGGAACUGGUCUGGAUGCCUGGAGUUAAUGACUGUGACCUCCUCAUGUACUUGAGGGCAGCAAGGAGCAUGGCCGCAUUCGCAGGGAUGUGUGAUGGAGGCUCCACGGAAGAUGGCUGUGUUGCGGCGUCUCGGGAUGACACUACCCUCAAUGCACUGAAUACACUACAUGAGAGUGGGUAUGAUGCGGGCAAAGCCCUACAGCGCCUGGUGAAGAAGCCUGUGCCCAAGCUGAUCGAAAAGUGCUGGACGGAGGAUGAAGUGAAACGCUUCGUUAAGGGGCUCAGGCAGUACGGCAAGAACUUCUUCAGAAUUAGGAAGGAGCUGCUUCCCAAUAAGGAAACAGGGGAGCUAAUCACCUUCUAUUACUACUGGAAGAAAACCCCUGAAGCAGCCAGCUCCAGGGCCCAUCGAAGGCACCGCAGGCAGGCCGUGUUCAGGAGGAUCAAGACCCGCACCGCGUCCACACCCGUCAGCACGCCCUCCAGACCCCCCUCCAGCGAGUUCCUGGACCUGAGUUCGGCCAGCGAGGAUGACUUUGACAGUGAGGACAGCGAGCAGGAAUUGAAGGGGUACGCCUGCCGCCACUGCUUUACCACCACCUCCAAAGACUGGCACCACGGGGGCCGGGAGAACAUCCUCUUGUGUACAGACUGCCGUAUCCACUUCAAGAAAUACGGCGAGCUCCCGCCCAUUGAGAAGCCCGUGGACCCUCCCCCAUUCAUGUUCAAACCUGUCAAAGAGGAAGAGGAUGGGCUCAGUGGGAAGCAUAGCAUGAGGACGCGGCGCAGUCGUGGCUCGAUGUCUACACUGCGCAGUGGUCGGAAGAAGCAGCCAGCCAGCCCUGAUGGUCGCGCCUCACCCAUCAAUGAAGACAUCCGCUCCAGUGGCCGGAACUCACCCAGUGCUGCCAGCACCUCCAGCAAUGAUAGCAAAGCAGAGACCGUGAAGAAGUCAGCCAAGAAAGUGAAGGAGGAAGCCUCAUCACCCCUUAAGAGCACCAAGCGCCAGCGGGAGAAGGUGGCCUCUGAUACCGAGGAGGCUGACAGGACCAGCUCCAAGAAGACGAAAACCCAGGAGAUCAGCCGGCCCAACUCACCAUCGGAAGGCGAGGGAGAGAGUUCGGACAGCCGGAGUGUCAACGAUGAGGGCAGCAGUGACCCCAAAGACAUCGACCAGGACAAUCGCAGCACGUCCCCCAGCAUCCCCAGCCCCCAGGACAACGAGAGCGACUCGGACUCUUCGGCCCAGCAGCAGAUGCUGCAGGCCCAGCCCCAAGCCUUGCAGGGGGCCCCCAGUGCGGCCCCUCCAGCUCCCUCCACUGUCCCACCGGGAGCCUCCCAGCUCCCCACACCAGGGCCCACGCCCUCUGCCACUGCAGGCCCUCCACAGGGCUCGCCCUCAGCCUCCCAGCCCCCUAGCCAGCCACAGGCUCCAGUGGCUUCUGCUCCCCAUGCUCAUAUCCAGCAGGCGCCUGCCCUGCACCCACAGCGGCUGCCCUCACCGCACCCCCCGCUCCAGCCUCUGACCGUGACAGCUGGCCAGACCUCUGCCCCACCUCACAGCCAGCCCCCGCUGCAUAGUCAGGGCCCAGGUGGCCCUCACAGCCUCCAGGCUGGGCCCCUGCUGCAGCACCCAGGCCCCCCUCAGCCCUUUGGCCUCCCUCCCCAGGCCUCUCAAGCAUCUGCUCUUCCUCAUGCCUCCCUGCAGCCCACAGCCUCGCAGUCAGCCCUGCAGCCCCAGCAGCCCCCACGGGAGCAACCCCUGCCACCAGCCCCCUUGGCCAUGCCCCACAUCAAGCCCCCACCCACCACUCCCAUCCCCCAGCUGCCGGCCCCCCAAACCCACAAGCACCCACCUCACCUCUCAGGGCCCUCGCCCUUCUCCAUGAAUGCCAACCUCCCACCCCCUCCAGCACUGAAGCCUCUGAGCUCCCUGUCCACGCACCAUCCCCCCUCAGCCCAUCCCCCUCCCCUGCAGCUCAUGCCUCAGAGCCAGCCCCUGCCCUCCUCCCCUGCACAGCCCCCGGUGCUGACCCAGAGCCAGAGCCUGCCUCCUGCUGCUGCCACUCACCCCCCAGCGGGCCUCCACCAGGUGCCCCCCCAGCCCCCCUUUGCUCAGCACCCCUUUGUCCCCGGGGGACCUCCUUCCAUCACCCCUCCCACCUGCUCCUCCACCUCCACCCCUCCCGCGGGACCUGGCCCCUCGGCCCAGCCACCCUGCUCUGCUGCUGUGUCUUCGGGAGGCAGCGGCCCCGGGGGGGCAGCCUGCCCACUCCCCACCGUCCAGAUCAAGGAAGAGGCUCUAGAUGAUGCUGAGGAGCCCGAGAGCCCACCGCCCCCGCCUAGGAGCCCAUCCCCCGAGCCCACUGUGGUGGACACCCCCAGCCAUGCCAGCCAGUCAGCCAGGUUCUACAAGCAUCUGGACCGUGGUUACAACUCGUGUGCGCGGACAGACCUGUAUUUCAUGCCUCUGGCGGGAUCCAAACUGGCCAAGAAGAGGGAGGAGGCCAUCGAAAAGGCCAAACGGGAGGCUGAGCAGAAAGCACGAGAGGAGCGGGAGCGUGAGAAGGAGAAAGAGAAAGAGCGCGAGCGGGAACGAGAGCGGGAGCGGGAGGCAGAGAGAUCAGCCAAGGCGUCCAGCUCGGCCCAUGAAGGCCGCCUCAGCGACCCCCAGCUCAGUGGUCCUGGCCACCUACGGCCAUCCUUCGAGCCUCCACCAACCACCAUUGCCGCGGUGCCUCCGUACAUCGGGCCCGACACGCCUGCCCUUCGGACUCUGAGCGAGUACGCUCGGCCCCACGUCAUGUCACCCACCAACCGCAACCACCCCUUCUACAUGCCCCUCAACCCCACUGACCCUCUGCUGGCCUACCACAUGCCCAGCCUCUACAAUGUGGACCCCACCAUCCGGGAGCGGGAGCUCCGGGAGCGGGAGAUCCGGGAGCGGGAGAUCCGGGAGCGGGAGCUGCGGGAGAGGAUGAAGCCAGGCUUCGAGGUGAAGCCCCCGGAACUGGACCCCUUGCACCCAGCCACCAACCCCAUGGAGCACUUCGCCCGGCACAGCGCCCUCACCAUCCCCCCCACGGCGGGCCCCCACCCUUUCGCUUCUUUCCACCCGGGCCUGAACCCCCUGGAGAGGGAGAGACUGGCCCUGGCGGGCCCCCAGCUGCGGCCCGAGAUGAGCUACCCUGAUAGACUGGCGGCCGAGCGGAUCCACGCCGAGCGCAUGGCGUCGCUGACCAGCGACCCUCUGGCCCGCCUGCAGAUGUUCAACGUGACCCCGCACCACCACCAGCACUCCCACAUCCACUCGCACCUCCACCUCCACCAGCAGGACCCCCUCCACCAAGGCUCAGCAGGCCCAGUGCACCCGCUGGUUGACCCCCUGACCGCUGGUCCUCACCUGGCUCGCUUUCCCUACCCCCCUGGCACUCUCCCCAACCCUCUGCUUGGACAGCCCCCCCAUGAGCACGAGAUGCUUCGUCAUCCAGUUUUUGGUACCCCCUACCCCCGAGACCUGCCUGGGGCCAUCCCACCCCCCAUGUCUGCAGCCCACCAGCUGCAGGCCAUGCACGCCCAGUCAGCAGAGCUGCAGAGACUGGCCAUGGAGCAGCAGUGGCUGCACGGACACCCCCACAUGCAUGGUGGCCACCUACCAAGUCAGGAGGACUAUUACAGUCGACUGAAGAAAGAAGGUGACAAGCAGUUAUAAGUUAUUUAUUUGUUAGCGCUGGCUGUGGAAACCCCAAUUCUUGGGGGGAGAAACAGGACUUUUUACAUACAAUAUGAGCUACAAAAGCAAAAAGAAUAUCUUCUAAAGAUUUCUUUAUAUAUUUAAAAACCCCACAACUAAAAAUGUUAUCAGCAUAAUAGUGUUUGUUUGUAGAGAGGAUUCCUUGAGACUGGUUUGGGUCUCCCUGCAUGACAGUCCCCCAGAAACUUAGUGAGUCCUGGACUGGACUGAACAUUCAGAAAACUUUCCCUGCAAUCUUGGGGUUUGGCUUUAGUUUUCUUUUCCUUCCUUGAUUUCUUGGUAGGUGCUAGAAUCCAGUACACACCCUUCACUGUGCGUGCAGACACACUCGGUUAUGUGUGUUCCAGAACCCGCGAGGUUUGCAGAUAGGUGGCAUAUGAGUUUGGAAUCCAAGAGCUAUAAUUUUUAAAAAAAACUUUUAUUUUAAUACAUUGUAGGAGAUCUUCAUAAUUUGAGAAAGUUCUGCAGCAUGGCUUUUUAUGUCUGUAAAUAAAUAAUUUUAGAACGGCAUUUUUUUUCUUCCACAAACUAUUCUGAUCUAUUUUUUCCAGCCAUGUCACUCAUUGUGAAUUCCUACCAGCUAUUGACAGAAUACAGAGUUGAUUUUUUAAUAAAAAGUUAUAUAUAAUUAUCCCUUUAAUUAAAGGGAACAGAUGGGCGUUACUAAUUGCAAACGGGCAGAGGCUUGGGACGUGGUGCCGUCGCAGCAGGGAGCACCCCGGGGUCUGCAGGGACGGUGUUACAGACCGUUGCUUUGUUUUGCUGCCUUGAUUUUCACUUCCGUGUGUUUCUAGCUUGGGCUUUGCCAGAAGUGCAGGUAACGGUUAGAUGAAGCCUCUCUUUUGUCCCAGGAGUGCAGGAGUUAAGUGUCCACCUUGUCUCCACAGGGUAGAAAGCACAUGUUUCUGCGUGUCUGAUUGUAGAAUCCCUUAUAGGUUUCUGUGCACACACGUUUGGUUGUUCUGGAUGAACUGCCUUUUUAAAUACUCUGACAAUUUCAUAAACAUUCUAGAAAAUUUAAGAAAACACGAUUCCCCGCAAAGAACUCAUCACACACGCUUGCCAAAGGAAUCUUUCGGAAAAAAACCCUGCCCUGUGUGUGUCAUCGUUAGGGUCCUCCUGUGGGGAGGCCAGGUCCUCUGGCCAUGCAGCUGGAGGCCUCGGAGUUGGCACGGUUGUGUGGCGGCCUGCGCACCUCCCCCAGGAGCUGGUCCAUGCACGGUGACCCACAUCAGAUGGGGACAGCAUUUGAGUCCCACUGUUCCUCCUGGGGGUGGGAGCAGGAGUCGCAGCUGCCAAUGUGGAACGAGAAGGCAGGCUUCCUUCCACCUGGAGCUGCCAGCCCGAGGGCCCCGGCUGGCCUGCAGAGCGCCCACCUCUCCUUUCUGAGUCGCGGGCAUGGUGUGCUUUCUCCAGGGCGGGGGACCUGGGGAUGUCUGCACCCAGGGAUUCGGCCUUCCAUCUGGGUGUGGUCUUCUCUGUUUCUCCCCCUUCAGACUCUUGAGGGCUGCUUCUGCCAUUGCGUGUGGUAGUCCCACCGGAGAACUGCCAGACAAGACAGAGCGCCCGAGGCUCGGGGGUGUGGGGUAUGGCCAGGAUUGGAGCUCAGUUCGGGGGCCGGACCAGAGGCUGGCGCGUUGACCCAGAAGCCAGCAGGCAGAUUUGGGUUUUGGACUCAAACCUGCAUCGGGGGCAUUUCCAGUUUCUACUUAAACUGGUUUCAGUUGGGACAGACAGGAUUGUUUUGUCUGCUGGGACUAUUCUGGAAAUGUUUGUCGUUUUCCUCUUUCAUUUUCUCCCGUUCCAUUUCUGCCUUAACUUCAGCUCCUUAGAGGGAGGCAAGCUCAAAGGAGCCCUGUGUCCCCAGACUCGGUGCGCGCGGGCAGGCGGCGCUUGUUUCCUCCGGGGGUAGGGCCAGCCCGAGGCCCCCACCUCCUCCGCAUCUUUGUUUUCCUUUCGGUGGAACACGGUGCCUGCCACUCAGUUAGACCUUCUUGACCGCCUCUCUGUGUCACCCAUUUUUCCAAAGAAGAGACAGAGUGAAGUACUUGCCGGUCUCUACUUGAAGACUGUCUGAAGGUGUUUUCUCGUUAGGUUUCGGUUCUCCCCCACAUCCCAAGGUGAAGCACUGAGAUUCCGCCGUUUAAGAACCUUCGACCUGAGACCCUCACUGGGUCAGCUACGGUGUGUUCAGGAGGCCCCAGACCUUCAUGGUGUCUUUGAAGCCCGACCCCUUGGUUUCCUUUUGGAUUUUCCUUCCUUUUGUUUGAAGUUUGGUUUGGCUUCUCCGUGUCCUGUACGCGUCUUGUCGAAUGUUGUCAGGAUUGAGCUUCGCGCUCCGCUGCGGCAGCAGAGCGGAGUUACAUUCUGGUUCGCAACGUUUAUAUAUAUCUUGAAGCUAAAUGUAUAUAUGAGUAGUUUGCCAUGAGAUAACACAGUGUAAACAGAGUAGACACCCAGAAAUCGUGACUUCUGUGUUCUCUCCAUUUGAGUAUUUUGUAAUUUUUUUGAGAUAUUUGUGGACAUAAAUAAAACCAAGCUACACCGCA